GCUUUGGUGAGUUGCAAAUCUAUGGGUAUAAGUAUCUUGCCGCUUCAUCGUACUUUUUCACUCACUUCAACAGCUCAAUUUCCCCCAAGUUAACCUCCAGCAGCUUCGCACUUGUGUUUCAUCGACAAGUAAGCAGUGUUUGGCUGACAAUAUGCUCGACCUUCGUGGAAUCACCCCUGCGCCAGUCACGCCUUUCACCCGCGAAGGUGCUGUCGACUAUCCUGCAAUCCAGCGACUGGGGUCAUGGCUCGGUAGCAUAGACGGAGUCAAAGGCCUAGUGGUCCUUGGGCAUGCUGGCGAGGGCACUUUCCUAACGGCCGAGGAACAAGUUAACGUCAUCAAGGCCUUCGUCCAGUCCGUGGACAACAAAAUCCCUAUCAUCGCAGGCAUUACCGGCGAAGGCACGGAGGUUGCAGCCUACGAAGCCAAGCGCGCAAAGGAUGCCGGUGCGGCUGCCGGUCUCCUGUACCCUUCUCACGGCUGGCUCCGAUUUGGAUACCAGCCUGGUGCGCCUCAGGAUCGGUACAAAGUCAUCUACGAAGUCAGCAAGCUUCCUCUCAUCUUGUUCCAGUACCCAGACAACACGAAAGCGACAUAUAGCUUGCAAACCAUGCUCGACAUUGCCGCCCUUCCAGGAGUUUUCGCUAUGAAGAACGGCGUCAGGAACAUGCGCCGCUGGGACACGGAGAUCCCAGUGAUCCGCAAGCAACGCCCGGAUCUACAGAUCUUAACCUGCCAUGAUGAGUACCUACUGCACACUGUGUUUGAUGUGGAUGGAAUGCUGGUCGGCUACGGAAACAUUGCGCCGGAGGCUCUUUUCGAGCUGCUAAAGGCUGGAAAGGCGCAAGAUUACCCCCGAGCUCGUCAGGUCCAUGAUCAGCUUUUGCCAGUCACGAAAAGCGUUUACCACAGAGGCUCGCAUAUGGAAGGUACGGUGGCGCUCAAGCAUGCGCUCGUGGCGCGUGGCAUCCUCGAGCACGCAACGGUAAGAAGCCCUCUGCUCCCUCUACCGGAUGGCGCAGAACAGGAGAUCCAUGAGGCAGUGAAAGCAGCAUCAUUGAGCCGCGUGAGUGGUACGUCCAAGGGUUCGCAGGGUACCAAAGGUGUGAGCAAGGUGAAUGGACUCCAUGCACAGAGCAAUGACGUUGCUGUCUCAGCAUGAUAGCGUUCGUUCUGCAUACGUGCGUGCUUUCGCUUAUGAAACCCAGGUUACCUCA
Molecule: messenger RNA, 1217 nt
Organism: Baudoinia panamericana UAMH 10762
Lineage: Eukaryota; Fungi; Ascomycota; Dothideomycetes; Mycosphaerellales; Teratosphaeriaceae
Exons: 1
Coding region: 152-1162 (336 amino acids)
Molecular function (GO): 4-hydroxy-tetrahydrodipicolinate synthase activity
Source: RefSeq, a predicted model, not a curated record